CCUCUUCUUCCUAGUGAAAAAUGAGGGACACGGUGAACUCCCAGUACAACUCCUUUCUUUACUGGAGGAUGCCCAUUCCGGAACUGGACCUGUCUGAGCUGGAAUGCCUGGAGUUGACCGACAGGGCCAUCUACAAGCCGAAGGGCAGCUACGGGAACCUGAGCGCCGACCGGAAGAAGUCGGGCCAUGGCGUCUUCGAAGAAGCUGGCGACAAAGACGUCCUCCUCCAAUUCAACAGCUUCAACUUCUGGAGGGCUCCGAUAGCGAGUAUCACUGCUCUGGAUUUUGACCUUCUCUGAGGCCGUGGCCUCGGGGCUCCCGUUUGUCGUUCUUCUGAGAGAGACGGCCUUCCUUCCUCCUUCUCCUUCCCGUUCCGUCCCUGCUCGGUUCUGUUCACUUUGGUGAUGUUUUCUUUUCAAGCAGCGUAACAAAAGCUUAUUAGUUCUGCCAUG
Molecule: messenger RNA, 452 nt
Organism: Sphaerodactylus townsendi
Lineage: Eukaryota; Metazoa; Chordata; Lepidosauria; Squamata; Sphaerodactylidae
Gene: MLLT11
Product: MLLT11 transcription factor 7 cofactor
Exons: 1
Coding region: 21-299 (92 amino acids)
Biological process (GO): positive regulation of mitochondrial depolarization; apoptotic signaling pathway; positive regulation of release of cytochrome c from mitochondria
Cellular component (GO): nucleoplasm; cytosol
Source: RefSeq, a predicted model, not a curated record